Molecule: messenger RNA, 1242 nt
Organism: Aspergillus clavatus NRRL 1
Lineage: Eukaryota; Fungi; Ascomycota; Eurotiomycetes; Eurotiales; Aspergillaceae
Product: cyclic nucleotide-binding domain-containing protein
Exons: 1
Coding region: 1-1242 (413 amino acids)
Cellular component (GO): nucleus
Source: RefSeq, a predicted model, not a curated record
AUGGCAGAUAGCUCUUCCUUCCCGGGUACAAACCCGUUCCUCAAGCUCAGCACAAAAGACGAUAGAUACUCUCCCAUCCAGAAGAUUUUUGAAGAGGAUGAAUAUGAGGUGACGUCACCAACCGAUCCCACUUUUCGCAGGGCAAACCCCGCCGCCGCCACCGCAUCCAAACCUGCAAAUACACUCGCUGGAGGCAGUGGUUCCGGUGAAGGAAAUGAAGGAAAUGAAGGAAUACAGUUCGGCCGACCCUUUGAUGUCGCUUUCAAUGAAGAAGGCGAACAGUCCGAACCGUCAGGGGCUGCUCGUUCCACAGCGGUCAGCGGCCAAGGUUUCCCCAACAACUACGCGCUGGGCCGUCGCACUUCAGUAUCCGCUGAGUCCUUGAAUCCUACCUGUGCUGGCUCAGACAGCUGGACGCCGCCGUGUCAUCCCAAGACAGAUGAGCAGCUCGCCCGGUUGAAAACCGCCGUGAGCAAUAACUUUCUGUUCUCGCAUCUGGACGACGACCAGUUUAAGACGGUGCUGGAUGCACUGGUGGAAAAACCGAUUCCAGCCAAGGAUAUCAAGGUGAUCUCUCAAGGAGAUGCUGGCGAUUACUUCUACAUUGUGGAGGAUGGCCACUUUGACGUCUAUAUCCACCCCGCAGGCUCCGUGCAACCCGGCCCCGAUGGCAUGGGCAACAAAGUCAGCAGCAUUGGUCCAGGAGGCUCUUUCGGCGAACUGGCCCUGAUGUAUAACGCACCUCGGGCUGCGACCGUGGUCUCCGCGGAUUCCAAGAGCACGCUCUGGGCUCUGGACCGCGUCACAUUCCGCCGGAUUCUGAUGGAUUCUGCCUUCCAGCGACGUCGCAUGUACGAGGCUUUCCUGGAGGAGGUGCCCCUGCUUUCGUCGCUCAAGCCCUACGAGCGUGCGAAGAUAGCCGAUGCCCUGGACGCGAUCAAGUACCCCGCUAAUUCCACAAUCAUCGCCGAGGGCGAUCCGGGAGAUGCUUUCUAUCUCCUCGAGGCUGGCGAUGCCGAAGCGUUCAUGAAAGGCGUGGAGGGACCGGUUAAGACGUACAAGAGAGGCGACUACUUUGGAGAGCUCGCCUUGCUGGACGAGAAACCCCGAGCUGCUAGCGUAGUCGCCAAGACCGACGUCAAGGUUGCCCGGUUGGGCCGAGAUGGAUUCAAGCGGCUCUUGGGACCUGUACAAGACAUCAUGAGAAGGGCUGAAUAUCAGGCGAAGCCCUCACCUUCGUGA